This is a messenger RNA of Penicilliopsis zonata CBS 506.65, 3237 nucleotides long. RefSeq lists its product as hypothetical. The record is from RefSeq and is a predicted model, not a curated record. NCBI's taxonomy places the organism in Eukaryota, Fungi, Ascomycota, Eurotiomycetes, Eurotiales, Aspergillaceae. Gene Ontology annotation, molecular function: phosphatidylserine decarboxylase activity; calcium ion binding. Gene Ontology annotation, biological process: phospholipid biosynthetic process. Bases 1 to 3237 code for a protein of 1078 amino acids. The transcript has 7 exons.
AUGGUCCGCCUCGCUCUUCCGCAGCGUCUCAGCACUCACCUUGGGUCGAGAAGUGCAACGCCCACGCCCGGCCAGAGCCGCAGUACGAGUCCGAUGAGAAUGGCUGAAACGAAGCCGUUGACGCUCAAGAUCACAGUGGUCAAGGGGAGAAACCUGGCUGCCAAAGAUCGAGGAGGGACCAGCGAUCCGUACCUCGUCAUUACCCUAGGAGAGUCGAGACAAUCCACCCCUACGAUUUUCAAGACCCUCAAUCCAGAAUGGAACGUCUCGUUUGAGAUGCCGGUUAUUGGCGUGCCGCUGCUGGAGUGUAUCUGCUGGGAUCAUGAUCGCUUCGGAAAGGACUACAUGGGCGAGUUUGACAUUCCCCUAGAGGAGAUCUUUGCGGACGGUGAAAUCAAUCAGUCUCCAAAAUGGUACACGCUCAAUUCGAAACGUAAAGGUGGCAAGAGGAAGAAGGAUAGCACCGUCUCGGGGGAGAUCUUGAUACAGUUCUCUCUGUAUGAUCCGGUCAACCCGGGCGCGUCCCCGACAGAGACCUACCACAAGUUCCGGAGUGUGGUCUGUGCCGGCGAGGAGGACACCUACACCUAUGGCGAUGUGGACAAGGAUGAAGACACCUCGGACGAGACGGACGACCCGACCAAGCCGGAAGUAGUAGAGAAACGAAAGCGCAGGUUACGGCUGGCUCGCCUGAAGCGCAAGUCGCUCGCCGCGAGAGCUUAUCAGUUCUCGGGGGCAGGCAACGGGGUGCAAGGCAUUGUUUUCAUGGAGAUCGUCAAAGUUACUGAUCUGCCCCCGGAGAAGAAUGUCACCCGUACAUCGUUCGACAUGGAUCCCUUUGUCGUUACCUCGCUGGGUCGAAAGACCCUCCGGACGCCUGUCAUUCGUCACAAUCUGAAUCCCAUCUACAAUGAAAAGAUGGUCUUCCAGGUGAUGAAACAUGAGCAGUUGUAUACAAUGAGCUUCACCGUAAUGGACCGAGACAAGUUCUCCGGCAACGACUUUGUCGCCUCCGCCUCGUUCCCGCUGCAGACUCUCAUCCAGGCCGGUCCAGUCGCUGACCCCGAAACGGGUCUGUACAAAUUCCAGACCCCAACUGGGUCUCCAGAUCUCUCGCCAUCAACGAAACCGACCAACCGUAAUGGCAUGAGCCGGUCCUCCUCCAGUACGAGCAUUGUCAAGUUGUCUAGACCCAUCCUCAAGUCCCGGGGCUCGGGUGCAUCGCUGUCCGGCCAAUCGGCGCAGGAGCAAUCGCCAUAUCUGUCCCCUCCCCCGGCCAGCGUGCCCGAAGAAGGUGGCAACAUAUCCUUGUCAACACCGAGCAUUAUUACCUCUGCACCCAGCGGAGAUCCUACUGACCCUAUUCCGGUGCUGGAGAUUAAUGAGUUCAAAACCUAUGUCAUCCCUCUCACCCUCAAGAACAAAGACCGCUGGGAAGAUAAGCACCUCCCAGAGCUUUACGUCAAGGCUAAAUACCUGCCCUACCAAGCGCUGCGCCAGCAGUUCUGGAGAUUGAUGCUGAAGCAGUACGAUGCAGACGAAAGCGGACGCAUCGACACGGUGGAGAUGAUCACGAUGCUGGACACCCUCGGGUCGACCCUGAAGGAAUCCACCAUUGAUGGGUUCUUCCAGCGGUUCAGCGCAGAGAACCAGUCCAGGGAUACCAUGGACCUCACAUUUGACCAGGCGGUGAUCUGCCUGGAGGAUACCCUGCAGGCUCUCCAGAAGAAGAAUGCGCGCCCGGUGCUUCCAACGGAACCCCUGACGUCGUCAUCGACGGACAGUCAAGAGAGCGAGGAGCAGUACAGCAGCGACGAGCUCGCCCUGGAGUCCAGCUCGUCUCUGCCGGCAAACCAUGAUCCCCAACAGACCGUGGUGCCCACGCUACCAAACGAGGAACAGCUGGGCUCCCCCGCCGACGAAUAUCUCCGCCCAGACGAUUUGGGCGACGAGCGCGGCGAAGAGCAUGUGAUCGAACUCCGUGAAUGUCCCCUGUGCCACCAACCGCGGCUGGAAAAGCGUUCGGAUGUGGACAUCAUCACCCACAUUGCAACCUGCGCCAGCCGUGACUGGCGACAGGUUGACAACCUCGUCAUGGGCGGCUUCGUUACCUCCAGCCAGGCCCAGCGUAAAUGGUACACCAAAGUUAUUACCAAAAUCUCCUACGGGGGUUACAAGCUCGGUGCCAACUCCGCCAACAUCCUCGUCCAGGAUCGCAUCACCGGCCAAAUCAACGAGGAGCGGAUGAGUGUUUAUGUGAGACUGGGCAUCCGCUUACUUUACAAGGGUCUCAAGAGUCGGGAGAUGGAAAAGAAACGAAUCCGCAAAGUCCUCAAGUCGCUAAGUAUCAAGCAAGGCAAGAAAUAUGAUGACCCUGCCUCGGCAAGCCAGAUCCAAGACUUUGUCAACUUCCAUCAACUGGACAUGUCUGAAGUCCUCCAGCCUGUGGAAGCCUUCAAGACAUUCAACGAGUUCUUCUACCGCGCGUUGAAGCCCGACGCGCGACCCUGCUCGGCGCCGGACGAACCGAGAAUUGUGGUCUCCCCUGCAGACUGCCGCUCCGUGGUGUUCGACCGGAUCGAGGAGGCGACAGGGAUCUGGGUCAAGGGCCGGGAGUUCUCCGUGGAGCGACUGCUAGGCGAGGCCUAUCCAGAGGAUGCGCCGCGGUACCGGAAUGGGGCUCUGGGCGUGUUUCGGCUGGCGCCGCAGGACUACCAUCGCUUCCAUAUCCCCGUCGACGGGGUGCUGGGCACCCCCAAAACAAUCGAGGGCGAGUACUACACCGUCAAUCCGAUGGCCAUCCGUUCCGCCCUGGAUGUGUACGGUGAGAAUGUCCGCGUGCUGGUGCCCAUCGACUCGGUCGCGCACGGCCGCGUCAUGGUCGUCUGUGUCGGCGCCAUGAUGGUCGGAAGCACAGUCAUCACCCGGCGCGCGGGUGAGCAGGUCUGCAGGGCUGAGGAGCUGGGCUACUUCAAGUUCGGCGGUAGCACGAUCCUUCUGCUUUUCGAAGAUGGGGUGAUGAAUUUCGAUAGUGACCUGGUGGACAACUCCAAGGGUCCUCUCGAGACACUGAUCCGAGUUGGCAUGUCCGUCGGCCACAGUCCUGAAAUCUCCCAGUUCGAACCCGACAUGCCCAAGAAAGCCGAGCAUGUCACGAAAGAGGACCUGCAAGACGCGAAGCGGCGGAUUGGGGGCAGCCUGGCACCCACGCCCCCUUCGGAUGUUUCGCUCAACUAA